ACCGAUAAUCAUCAAUAAUCAAAGUGACCAACAACAACAAUCCCAUCAUGAAACUAAUCGUUCUCUUCGCUUUGGCAGCCGUAGCUCUUGCCGCCCCCCAGGGACAGGACAAAGACGCCACCAUCAUCAAAAGUGAACUGGAGAACAUCGGAACGGACGGCUUCAACUGGGCUUAUGAAACAAGCAACGGAAUCGCUGCGCAAGAACAAGGACAAUUGAACAAUGCCGGAACCGAUAACGAAGCGAUCGCCGUACGCGGAUCCUUCAAGUUCGUCGGACCUGACGGUGUUACUUAUGAAGUUACCUAUGUCGCUGACGAAAACGGAUUCCAACCUCAGGGUGCUCAUUUGCCGAAAACGAAGUAAAUUUUUGUGAGUGGUGAUUUAGAAAAUUGUACAUAAAAUUGAUUAAAAUCAUGGAAAGUUAUGAA
This is a messenger RNA of Aethina tumida (small hive beetle), 430 nucleotides long. Its product is annotated as flexible cuticle protein 12-like. Gene Ontology annotation, cellular component: chitin-based extracellular matrix. Gene Ontology annotation, molecular function: structural constituent of chitin-based larval cuticle. The coding region runs from base 48 to 365 and encodes 105 amino acids. The record is from RefSeq and is a predicted model, not a curated record. Lineage: Eukaryota; Metazoa; Arthropoda; Insecta; Coleoptera; Nitidulidae. The transcript is spliced from 3 exons.